ACAAGACACUAUUUUGGUAAUAUUUUAAUCACACUACAAGUAAGUACACUAAGUAGUUUGCGAUAAAUUGGGCUCAGCAGAAUGUGGAAAAUUGGAGAAUGUCGCGCACCUGGACUGCCACAGAAGAGCGAAAGCGAAAUAUUGACUGCCAGCGAUGGAAACUGCACUGGCUCAGAGGAAGAUGAGCGCCCGCCGGACUUAGAUCUGAUCUAUGCUGAUUUGGAGAGUAUGAGGCAGCGUCUUCUUGCCAUCCGAAACACAAUGGUACGCCCUGAACCAGAGCCCUGUUUAGAGAUCGUAGCGUACGAGCAGGCAAUACCCUUUAGCACCAAGGCACAACGCCAGCUGAUGGAGCUGCGUCGAAACAACUGCAUCAUGAAGUGCAAAAUUGAGGAUAUGACGCGGCACUUGCUCAACUCCCGGCAGCGGAUGAAGGAGUGUGAGGCACGGCAAAUUCAUCUGAGGAAGCACAUGGAGAAGAUGAGCAAACAACUCGAUGAAUUCAAGGCGUUCAUCACCAAAGCACAGGAUAACUUCGGCAUUUGCAUUGAACGCUUCGAGCUGCACAAAAACUGCUUCGUGGACAUCAAGGAUUUUCGCGAAAAGGUUACCGAACUGAUGUUCCAAAUGAAGGAAUUAUUGAAUAACAAAGUGCCGAAGGCGUGCCACAAGAUUAUGCGCAAAGCGAUUCAAAAGGAAUCUGUGGCAAUGCGCUUCUUCUUACAGGCCUUGCUCGAAAGUGUACUCCAGUACACCGAGUAUUUCCAGAGACGCGUGAGCACAAAAACAUAUCAAUCCGUCAUGUCCGAAUCGGUGAGUGCACGUUUCCCUAAAUUUGUGCGAGAGCCACCGCCAUCACUCAAGAGCCAGAUCGUCAAUGAUGAUGAGGAGCAGGAGUGGAACACACCCAUCAGGACAUGAUAAGAGCAGAUUGAGGCAUGGGUGUUUUUCAUUGCAAACUAGGGAUUCAAGUUUCUCCAUUGUAAUUGCUUUCAAAAUGUCGCUCAAUUAGGAUUAUUGGCACUCGGCGGGGCUUAAUGGCAACAUAGUCGCCAAUUGCUCCCCGCGGCCAUAAUAAUUAGAAAACUUCCACUCUCCGCCUGCCGAA
Scaptodrosophila lebanonensis is the source of this 1108-nucleotide messenger RNA. RefSeq lists its product as uncharacterized. The transcript has 2 exons. Lineage: Eukaryota; Metazoa; Arthropoda; Insecta; Diptera; Drosophilidae. The coding region runs from base 82 to 921 and encodes 279 amino acids. The record is from RefSeq and is a predicted model, not a curated record.